This is a messenger RNA of Lolium rigidum, 867 nucleotides long. Its product is annotated as ribonuclease H2 subunit C-like. The transcript has 4 exons. Gene Ontology annotation, cellular component: ribonuclease H2 complex. The record is from RefSeq and is a predicted model, not a curated record. Lineage: Eukaryota; Viridiplantae; Streptophyta; Magnoliopsida; Poales; Poaceae. Gene Ontology annotation, biological process: RNA catabolic process. Bases 27 to 503 code for a protein of 158 amino acids.
CCCAACCCCAACAAACAAACCAAACCAUGGAGCAAGCCGCCCCUCCCGCCGCCGGCGUCGACCUAUCCCCGGCGGCGACCGACCUCGGCCGGGUGCACCUCCUGCCCUGCGGGAUCAGGCACAACAGCGCCGCCGCUGUCUCCGACUACUUCAAGCCGAGGGACACAGGCGUGGAGGUGGAUGGGAUCAGGGUGGAGGAGGCCUUCUUCCGCGGGAGGAAGCUGCAGGGCGCCACCGUCGCGCUCCCCGAUGGCUACCGAGGUUAUGUAUUGGAGAAGAAGAAUGGAGAAAAGGAUACCCAGGGCAUGGAUGGGGAUGUUAGCAGUUUUGUAUCCCGUGCAGAAUUCCAGAACAUAACUUACUGGAAUCAUGAUACCAUGCCAUCAGCAGAGGAUCCUCUCCCACGGUGCUUUCACUGGUUAACCAUUGCGAAUGCGAUGCACAAGCCAGUGACGGCUGAAGACAUGGCUAACAUGUCCGCCAUGCAGAAUCGGAACAGCUGACCGAAGUCCAUUACAUAGUGAACCUGUAAUUUAGUUCCAGCAGGUGAAUCAUCCGACCGACCAAUGUAACAAGAAAUCUACUACUCCAGUGAACCUGGAUAUGUUGGUAUUGUAACUUUAGUUAUUAACGGUGACUGUAAUCCUGCGAGGGCCAGGCACUCUGCCUCAGGUGCCCUGGUGGAGAACGAUUGCCCCCCUGUUCUCUUUUUGAAGAGGAAAUCCUUCAUCAAAUGUGCUGUUCUAAUGUUGUGAUUGGGUUCCAGUGUGAACUUCUGAACUAUGAAAUGUGUAAAGAUUACAUUGUCUUACUAUGAUGUGGGAAUUUCUCAUACUACCCUAUAUUAAGGCUAAACUAAUUAGCGCA